This is a messenger RNA of Staurois parvus, 243 nucleotides long. NCBI's taxonomy places the organism in Eukaryota, Metazoa, Chordata, Amphibia, Anura, Ranidae. The record is from the annotation of a GenBank genome assembly.
CUGUGAACUGUUAUGCACUUUCAGGAGCUCUUGCCAUUUCAGACACUAUUCCUUGUUUCCAUGCCAGGGGCGGACUGACAACUCAUGGGGCCCCCAGGCAAUAGUGGGAUCAUGGGGCCCCUUUGUCCUUGCCCAAACUCAAACAAGCCUAUGAAAAAGGUACCAGGGGCAUCUCAUGGGGCCCCCUACUGACCCCGGGCGCUCGGGCAGUGCCCGAGUUUCCAAAUGGUCAGUCCGCCCCUG